AUGGAGUACACGUACGACGAGGACCUGGAGGAGCUGUGUCCCGUCUGCGGCGACAAGGUGUCGGGAUAUCACUACGGCCUGCUGACCUGCGAGAGCUGCAAGGGUUUCUUCAAGAGGACGGUGCAGAACAAUAAGAGGUACACGUGUGCAGAGAACCAGGAGUGUAAGAUUGACAAGACCCAGAGGAAGAGGUGUCCGUUCUGCCGCUUCCAGAAGUGUCUGAACGUGGGAAUGCGCCUGGAAGCGGUCCGUGCAGACCGAAUGCGCGGUGGGAGGAAUAAGUUCGGUCCGAUGUACAAACGGGACCGGGCCCUGAAGCAGCAGAAGAAGGCGCUGAUCCGGUCCAGUGGCUUUAAGCUGGAGAGCAGCGGCGGCGGUGGCGCCGUGGCCCCCGCGGCCCCCGCGCCCUCCCCCCUCCAGGGAGAUUACUCUUUCACAGCUCCUCUGCACAGUCUGCCCACCAUCUCCAAGUCCCUGCUCCCGGGGCCCCCCCCGCUCCCCCCCGCGGACUACGAGCCCGGUCUGUACGCGCCCGCCCUGGGGAUGUCCGUGCAGUCGCACGUGGCGCUCAGCUCGCCGUACCCGUACACGUUCCCCAGCCGCGCCAUCAAAGCCGAAUGCCCCGACUACACCAGCUCCCCGGACUCCCUGGGCGGGUACCCGUACCCCGACAUGUACGGGCCCUCGUCCCCCCCGCCCCCCAGCCUGCCCCCCCUGGUGCUGGAGCUGCUGCGCUGUGACCCGGAUGAGCUGGUGGUGCAGAACAAGAUCGUGACCCACCUGCAGCAGGAGCAGGGUUCCCGCGGGCGCUCCGAGAAGCACAGCACCUUCAGCCUCAUGUGCCGCAUGGCCGACCAGACGCUCUUCAGCAUCGUGGAGUGGGCCAGGAGCUGCGUGUUCUUCAAGGAGCUACGGGUGGGGGACCAGAUGAAGCUGCUACACAACUGCUGGUCCGAGCUGCUGGUCCUGGAUCACAUUUUCAGACAAGUGCAACACGCAAAGGAAGACAGCAUCCUGCUAGUCACGGGCCAGGAGGUCAUCUGGUGA
Messenger RNA from Knipowitschia caucasica, 1047 nucleotides. The record is from the annotation of a GenBank genome assembly. NCBI's taxonomy places the organism in Eukaryota, Metazoa, Chordata, Actinopteri, Gobiiformes, Gobiidae.